Aureobasidium subglaciale EXF-2481 is the source of this 543-nucleotide messenger RNA. RefSeq lists its product as uncharacterized. The record is from RefSeq and is a predicted model, not a curated record. NCBI's taxonomy places the organism in Eukaryota, Fungi, Ascomycota, Dothideomycetes, Dothideales, Saccotheciaceae. The coding region runs from base 1 to 543 and encodes 180 amino acids. The transcript is spliced from 2 exons.
AUGUGUGUCGUACAGACACCCUACUACCAUGAGUGUGGCCACUAUGGUCCCCCAACUGUGGCACGCAAUGGUCGAUGUGCACGCGCAGAGCACCUACCUGGACCUUGCUACGAAACAGACGACAACGGUAUCAGGACCAUCGAGGCAAUGUGCCCCACCUGUGAACGCAUAACCAACGACACUUCAAGCCAUGCUCGCCCCAGCACUACCGACACAGGCCCUGUCAAUGUCAGCAAGUUCAAUGAUCUCGUAAAGCUCCACAAGGAUACAUUCGCUCACCACGAGAGCGAUACAAGCAAUCCUUCACCAAUUAAGCCUGGCGCACCUCUACCGACAGCAGAUGAGCUGGCUUUUCCUGGUCUUAGUACAACAAGCGCAGCAUCUGUUGUGUCAACUCCAGUCAGUAAGCUGUCCAUGGAUGAAGGACCACCCGUUCCCAUCGCCAAUACUCCUUCUCCACCUCCGACCUCUCGUAUACCAGCCUGGAAGAGUGUUGAAGACUGGGCCAAGCACGCUUAUGGUGGAGAGUCCAAAAAGCUAUGA